Molecule: messenger RNA, 1828 nt
Organism: Solenopsis invicta (red fire ant)
Lineage: Eukaryota; Metazoa; Arthropoda; Insecta; Hymenoptera; Formicidae
Product: glyceraldehyde-3-phosphate dehydrogenase 2
Exons: 5
Coding region: 148-1149 (333 amino acids)
Biological process (GO): glucose metabolic process
Molecular function (GO): oxidoreductase activity, acting on the aldehyde or oxo group of donors, NAD or NADP as acceptor; NAD binding; NADP binding
Source: RefSeq, a predicted model, not a curated record
CAGUCACGUGAGCCACCGAGCGUCGGCGACAGGGCACGAAGCGCCGUUUUAUAUUCGCCUUCAUGCCCUUCAAAUGACACUAUUCCGUUGGCAGCCGUAGUGAACGGAUCUAAUUCUUUGGGUGUAUAUUGCGAUCAAGACGACGACAUGAGCAAAAUCGGAAUUAACGGAUUUGGCCGUAUCGGCCGUCUCGUGCUAAGGGCUUCCCUGGAGCGCGGUGGUCAGGUCGUCGCCAUCAAUGACCCUUUCAUCGGUCUCGAUUACAUGGUCUACAUGUUCAAGUAUGAUUCCACCCAUGGUAAGUUCAAGGGAGAAAUCAAGGCCGAGGAUAACUGUCUCGUCGUAAAUGGAAACAAGAUCGCAGUCUUCAGCGAGCGCGACCCGAAAGCGAUCCCUUGGGCAAAGGCCGGCGCCGAGUAUGUCGUUGAGUCGACCGGCGUGUUCACAACCAUCGAGAAGGCAUCCGCUCACUUGGAAGGCGGCGCCAAGAAAGUCAUCAUCUCCGCCCCAUCAGCUGACGCGCCGAUGUUCGUCGUUGGCGUCAACUUGGACGCUUAUGAUCCAAGCUUCAAGAUCGUCUCCAACGCCUCGUGCACCACCAACUGCUUGGCUCCUCUCGCCAAGGUGGUCCACGACAACUUCGAGAUUGUCGAGGGUCUCAUGACGACCGUGCACGCGAUCACGGCCACCCAGAAAACCGUCGACGGACCUUCUGGCAAGCUGUGGCGUGAUGGCCGCGGCGCAGCACAAAAUAUUAUUCCUGCUGCAACUGGAGCUGCCAAGGCAGUUGGCAAGGUCAUUCCCGCCCUCAACGGAAAGCUCACUGGCAUGGCCUUCCGCGUACCCGUGCACAACGUAUCCGUGGUUGACUUGACGGUUCGACUCGCCAAGCCUGCCUCCUACGAGGCUAUCAAAGCAAAAGUGAAGGAAGCUGCUGAUGGUCCUCUAAAGGGUAUCCUUGGCUACACCGAGGACGAAGUUGUCUCGUCCGAUUUCAUCGGUGACAAUCACUCCAGCAUCUUCGACGCCAAGGCCGGCAUACCUCUAAAUGACAACUUCGUGAAACUGAUCUCGUGGUAUGACAACGAGUUUGGUUACUCCAGCCGAGUCAUUGACUUGAUCAAGUUCAUGCAGAGCAAGGAUAACUAAAUGGUCACCAGAAGUUGAAUGUUUAUCCACGUCCUCCUAUAGCUCCGGUCGUGCCGUAUGGCAAUCACUGUAUGGAGCAUGUCAUUGUAAAAAAAGCUGCUGUAAGAAACACUCUAUUAAUCAGCAUCAUUAUGAACUUUUAGCAGAGAUCUACCUGGAAAAUAAAGCCGAAGGAUGUUAACACAUGUUCUUUUUCGCGCAGUUAAUAGAAUUGUAGAUAAAGUGUUGCUAAAAAAUAAGACAGGCUCUGGUGUUUACAUCUAAAAAUCUAUAUAUUUAUCUUGUUACUAUUAGAGUCGAUUUGAAUAAAACAAACGUGUAAAAUGUGAAUAUUAUAAUUUACAUUGUACACUAGAGCCUGCGUAAUCGUAAAGUAUGUAUUACGUAAAAUCAGAACUAUACGACAAUAUACAGUUCAAUUGUCUAAAUUUAUUAUUAUCGAGCGCGAUUUUAUUCAUCGAAUUUCGUCACAGUGUAUUGCUAUGUGUACGGAAGUUUUAUUGGACUUGCGUCCUAUUAUACUUGUAUAGAAUUGCAAUUGCAAUACUCAACUCGUCAUUCAUCCAUUCAUAUUCAAGAAAUAUGUUACAAAUAUUUGUAAUUGUUUUUCCUUCUGUAUGAUGAACAUUAUUUUUUCAUUCACACAAUGACACCAAUAAAAAUUGUUAUGAAACUAAAA